This is a messenger RNA of Salvia miltiorrhiza (redroot sage), 882 nucleotides long. RefSeq lists its product as uncharacterized. The record is from RefSeq and is a predicted model, not a curated record. The transcript has 5 exons. Bases 43 to 675 code for a protein of 210 amino acids. NCBI's taxonomy places the organism in Eukaryota, Viridiplantae, Streptophyta, Magnoliopsida, Lamiales, Lamiaceae.
UCAACAAACUUCCCAAAAUCAAUAAUUGAAAGACAACUAGAGAUGAGAAAGAGAUCGACGAGGAAAUCAUCAGCCGCUGAACUCCUGGUAUCACCUCCUCCACCACCAUCAGACACGGCGGCGACGAGGAGCCCAUCGCCGAAGGAGUCUCCCGCAGGGCAGUUCGAUUUCGAUCUUAAUGCAUUCGCCGGUAUCGCCUCGUCUUUGAAGAAGAAGAGCAACAAAAACGGCGUAUCUGGCGCAUCAGGUUCCAAGCGGAUUCAGCCUACUGGAUUCUCUCCAUCGCCGCAGCGGUCGCUGAAAAAUGUGAACACGAUCGCUGAUCUGAAGGACCUGGCGUCUUCUAAUAUAGCUUCCAUUAAGCAUCAGCUGGAGAGAUCGCAUUCUGAAAUUUUGAAGGAUAUUGAGUCGUCAAAUUGCCGUCUGCACAAACGCUACAAGAUUCAGACUCAAGAAUGCCAGAGAGUCAUGGAUGAGGCAGAGAAAGAAUAUAAGAAGAUGAAUGAUCGAAUCAAUGAAGUUAGAGAAGCAAUGAAGGCUUCAUAUGCUGUUUCUAUAGCAGAAGCACAGGCCACUGCAUCUCGGCUUUGUAAAACAACUAUUCCCGAGCUAGCAAAAAGUUCUGAGAACAGCAUUUCUUCACUCAAGAGGCGUUUUGGGAUCUCAUCGACUUGAGCUUGGCAGCUUGAAGUUCCUAGGAUUCAAAUGCAUAGAUAUAUUACUGGAAAUUGUGAAGAGAAGCCAUCUGAGGGUUCUCUACUGCAGCAACUUGUAUUACUGAGCUAGCUAAAACUAUUCUUUUGUGAUGGUUAAUGAAUCCACUUGGUAUAUGUGCAAUUGAUUAUGACACAGAAUGAGAAUUAGAUAGUUAUUCAUCUAAAA